AUUUCCCUGUAUUUGCAGGAAAAUUAUGGUGUAUCUACACUGAGGAAUUAAUGCAGUUUGACACCACUUUAACUGUCAUGACCAAUUAAAGACCUUAUAAAAUUACUGCUCCCAUGAUUCCAUAGCAUUGAGCUCUGACAGUUAAAGUGGUGUCAAACAGCAUUAACUCUACAAUGUAGAUACACCCUAAUACAGCAUUACUCACAUAUAGGAUUCAAGGUGUAUCCUGUGUCCAUUGCAUUAGGUUUCUCUGAAGUGAGGGCCUGAGUGCCACUUUAAUCUGGCCUAAUGGCUUUUCAUCAAAAGACAUUGGGGACUGGCUGUGCCAUGAAACCUCACUUAGCAAAAAAGAUCUUCAAAGGAGUUUUGUUUCUGGAAUGUCUUGGCGUGGCUGGAGCUUACGCGCUGUAUUUCAAAAUGGACACAAGUCAAGAAUUCAGGCAAAAAAUGAACAGGAGAUACCCUUCUAUCCUGGAAGUUUAUUACAAAAGUAAUGAGUGGUCUGGUAUAUAUGGCAAAAGGGAGAAAGAUCAAGAGACAUGGUUAAGCAGCAGAAACUAGAUCGGUUUGUGCCUGAACUUCUUUUUCUGCUUGAUGAUACUUUUCAUAUCCUUAUUGUGAAUCCACUUGUCACGUUCUGCCUCCCACUUGAGCUGUUUGAAAUCUAAUGGAGGAAGAAAAGAAACAAGUUACAUACAUUAAUGGACUAACUAGAUCCCUUGAAUGUUUGACACUGAGGUUUUCUAUGCAUUUGAAGAAGACUGAAUAGAUUAUUAGACCAAAAAACAUGAAUGGGGCACAACGACUACAAGCUGAUUGGCACAAAAAAACCCCAAGUAUUCUGUUUAUAAUAGUCUCUUACUAUUCAGAAUUAAGUAUUUUACAUUGUAGUAGUAUUCUACUGAUGUAGGUGCAUUUGAUGAAAUGGUCUGGAAUUCAUGAAUGCUAGAAUAAACAAAUCAACCACAAAA
This is a messenger RNA of Anolis carolinensis (green anole), 971 nucleotides long. RefSeq names its product CEBPZ opposite strand (gene cebpzos). Bases 289 to 561 code for a protein of 90 amino acids. The record is from RefSeq and is a predicted model, not a curated record. NCBI's taxonomy places the organism in Eukaryota, Metazoa, Chordata, Lepidosauria, Squamata, Anolidae. The transcript has 5 exons.